This is a messenger RNA of Daphnia carinata, 3125 nucleotides long. RefSeq names its product vacuolar protein sorting-associated protein 53 homolog (gene Vps53). Lineage: Eukaryota; Metazoa; Arthropoda; Branchiopoda; Diplostraca; Daphniidae. Gene Ontology annotation, cellular component: GARP complex. Gene Ontology annotation, biological process: retrograde transport, endosome to Golgi. The transcript is spliced from 15 exons. The record is from RefSeq and is a predicted model, not a curated record. The coding region runs from base 147 to 2786 and encodes 879 amino acids.
GUCUGCAGUCUACACUUGACAGAUCUGGUUGUACGUACGCGCCAAUGAGUUCUUCCGAUUUCCAAUUUCCGCUGAAAUUUGCAUGAUACCGAAGUCCUUUUUCCACCGCUCUAGUUUUACAAAAGGAACGCUAAAGGAUUUGUGAAAUGGCAGCACAAGACGUUGACGAUUUUCUAGAUGAUGAGCUGGUAAACCAAUAUAUUAUUUUUCCACCUGAAGUAAUUGCAGCGAUCGAUCUGGUCUUUCCUAGUCAAGACCCAUUAGAUAGAGCAGACUUCAAUCCAGUUGAUUACAUCAACAACUUGUUUCCAACUGAGCAAUCACUUUCCAAUAUUGAAGAAGUAAUUUCUGAUUUUCAAGGGAAGAUACACCAUUUGGAUUCAGACAUCAAGUCAUGUAUCAGAAGCCAAAGUGGAGUCUCCCAAGAUGGUGCAGCAGCUUUGGAAGAAGCCCAAAGAGCAAUAUGUCAGCUCUUUGCACGUAUAAAAGAUAUCAGAGCCAAAGCUGAAAAAUCUGAGCACACAGUUCGAGAAAUAACUAGAGACAUCAAACAGCUUGACAUAGCAAAGAGAAACUUAACAUCUGCAAUAACAACACUUAACCAUUUGCACUUCCUGGUCUUUGGAGUGGACCAAUUACAAUCUCUCUGUCAGAAGAGGCAGUAUUCUGAGAUUGCCAGUCUUUUGCAAGGCGUGAAUCGGGUAAUGGAACAUUUUACCCCCUAUUUAGAUAUUCCGCAAGUGAAACAACUGGCCGCUCAACUGGAACAAAUCGAGAAAAGUCUUGGCGACCAAAUUUCAAGCGAUUUUAAAGAAGCGUUCUCGGGCACUGGCCCGAAACAACCAUCCACACUCACCCAGCUUAGCGAGGCAUGCUCGGUGCUUAAUGUAAUCGAGCCUAGAUUCAAGCGCGAAAUCAUUCGUUGGUUCGUUUCCCUUCAGUUAGUCGAGUACAGUCAUCUGUUUCAAGAAUCGGAAGAAAACGCGUGGCUGGAUCGAAUCGACCGACGUUACGCUUGGGUAAAGCGUCAUCUUUUAAGCUUUGAGGAGCGGAUGGGACGAAUCUUUCCCGUCGAUUGGGAAAUGAGCGAACGGAUAGCCGUCGAAUUCUGUCUUCUCACAAGGAAUGAAUUGACAAGGAUAAUGGCUAAACGAGUGAACGAAAUCGAUGUUAAACUUCUUUUGUUCACGCUACAGAAAACUACCCAGUUUGAAGAACUUCUAUCACGAAGGUUUACAGGGGCAUCCAUGGAAGAGAUCGUAUCAUCUGAGACUUCGAGUAAGCAACUGGAAAAUACCAAUCCUUUUGAAGAACCACAUGGGAAGAAUCCCUUUGAAGAAGAUGAAGAACCUGAAAAAACAAUUCCAACUACCCAAACUCAACUCACGACCACCGAAUCACUCACGGCUUCGCCUUUCCAUGGACUAAUUAGCCGCUGCUUUGAAAACCAUUUAAAUAUCUUUGUUGAUAGUCAAGACAAAAACUUGGCCGAGUUGAUCGAUCGGUUUGUAGCAGACUUGAAAAUUCAAGGCUCUUCACUAGCCCAAGCAGAAAUCGAAGGUUGCUGUGUCCUACCUUCUUGUGCCGAUCUUUUUGUCUUCUACAAAAAAUGUCUCCUACAGUGUGCCCAAUUAAGUACAGGUCAACCUAUGCUUUCGUUGACAUCCGUGUUCAAGAAGUAUCUCAGAGAGUAUGCAACAAGAUUGCUUCAGUGUAACUUACCAAGAUCAAACAAUGCUAGUUCGAUAACGCCGGUUUUACCUAUGAGCAUGAGUAGCUUGACGAAAGAUUUCACCAGAGAAUUACGUGAUUUGAGUUCUGGUGGGGCUGCUGGAUUAAUUCAAAAUUUCCAGAGUUUGCUUAAGGAGGGGGACAUGUCCAGCACUUCACCUAAAUACAACAAAGACGAUAUUGCACGAAUUUGCACCAUAUUAACGACGGCGGAGUACUGCCUUGAAACCACACAACAACUCGAAGGAAAACUUAAAGAAAAAGUAAAACCUACUUUGGCUGACAAAGUUGAUCUCGGAUCCGAACAAGAUCUUUUUGGAAGUGUCAUCAGUCAGUGUAUUCAGCUGUUGGUGGCUGAUUUGGAAGGUGCCUGUGAACCGGCGCUCGUAACCAUGGCAAAGACGGCUUGGCAAACGUGGGAGAGCGUCGGCGAUCAAUCGCAGUAUGUAACGCUGAUGACAUCUCAGUUUAAACAUUAUAUUCCUUUCAUUCGCGAUUGUCUCACAUCUUCCCGAAAAUACUUUACGCAAUUUUGUAUGCGUUUCGUCAAUGCGUUUAUGGCCCGUUUUGUCCAACAACUUUAUAAGUGCAAACCAGUUGGCGUCGUUGGAGCGGAACAGUUACUGCUGGAUACGCACAUGCUCAAAACGGCUUUGCUUGAUUUGCCUUCUGUCGGAAGUCAGGUGGCGCGGAAACCACCGGCUAGCUAUUCCAAAAUGGUUGUCAAAGGAAUGACACGUGCAGAAAUGAUACUCAAAGUAGUUAUGGACGCCUCUGACACGAAUGCUAAAUAUGUUGCCCACUACAUGCGCCUGUUGCCAGAAUCAGACCCCUCUGAGUUUCAGAAAAUUCUCGAUAUGAAAGGAGUUCGUCGAUCUGAACAACAGGUACUAGUAGAAAUUUACCGUGCCCAACAAACAAGUCAAGAAAAUAAAGAAGACAGCUCUGGUUUCACCUCCGUUGUAACAAGUAAUAUGCAAGGGCUACCUCUUAGCCCGGACCAUGAAUCCAGUCGUAUAAAAAAACUCGAAAAGCUUAUAAAACGGCGCCUUUAAGUCCUAACUGCCGAUAAUUUUGGUUAUCGUUAAUACGGUAAAGUAUUUUUCGUCUAAAAACUGUAAGAUUUUUACCAUAGAGAUGAACUUACCAUUCUUGAUUGGAACCUGUUAAAAAACAUUGCAUCUGCCGGUACAUUUCAUUGAGACACAGAGUGCUCCUCUUGAUUGAUCGCGCACGUAUUCUGCUGUUUGGAAACGUUUUUAUUGUCUUGUUUGUAGAUCGCUCUGAAAUAGCACUAUUGAAAACAAACAAGUCGUCAAGCUAUUUUAGGAAGGCCUAUAUCUAGUUUUAAAACAACGGUUCGAGAAUAAAAAAAGCUCCUCACAGCCUAUUGU